AUGUCCCAGAGAAAGCGAUACUCAUUGAACGUCGUCACGUCCCCGUCGAUACCGUCACCGACACCCAGUGCACCGAUACGGACUAACGAAUCCAAUUGGGAAGCUGCUUCGCCAGCGAGUGCUGCAUCUUCAUUUCUCCCGAAUGUUCAUCAUGGUGGCACGGUUUUGAAUCCUGGGUUGGGCAUAAUGAGGUCACCUUCGUUGAACAAGUCUGGUGCGUUUGGCCGGUCCGGCAGCAGUGGUUCCAGUACAGUAAUAGAACCGUCCAACAUAAAGUUGCUGCUAAUUGGAGAUGCAAACGUAGGGAAGACAGCUAUGAUUUUGAGCUAUUGCCGGGAACUGUUGACACGAGCGGAAAUGUCACGAUCGGCGCGACUGAGGCACCAGCAGCAGCAACAGCAUAAAGACUUAGGAUUGAAGAAAACUGUGGUGAACCAUAGAUUAAGCAUGAAAGAGAAAAGAAAACGGUACAGCUCUAACGAUUUUGAAAAGGAGUUCAAAGAUAUUAAUCAUUUUGCAGACGAAACAAGCGAUUUCGGAAACCCGAACAUCGGUGAUGAUAACAACCACGAAAUGGCGGAUCCUAAUGAGAUUGUCAUCGAAACCAGAAGUACUAUCGGAAUAGACAUCAAGACGAACUUGGUCAACAUAGAUAACCGGUUUUUUAAUGUCAUACUGUGGGACACUGCGGGACAAGAACGGUACCAAAACGCAAUCAUUCCAUCACUGUACAAGAAGACUAAUGCGGUGAUAUUAACUUACGAUAUAACAAAUGCGAAGUCCUUCCAAAGCUGUAUGGAGCGGUGGAUAGUUCAGGCGUUGGAAAACUUUUCUUCCCAGGAUUUGUUAAAAGCAAGAUUUUUUCUGGUGGGUAACAAGAUUGACCUUUAUAAGGAAAGGCAGGUAACCCAUUAUGAUGUGGUGCAAAUGGUUCAGGAAAUGCAACUGAAACAUGGUAUUAAAAUUUCGGGAAACUUUGAAGUAAGCUGUAAAUGGGUCAACGUGGUGGAGAGAACCAUGAAUAUGAUAAUACUAGACCUGGUUGAGAACGGAUGUUUCGAAAACAAUGAUCCUUGUGUGUCGAUUACAACAUCUGACGACGUCCAGGGACAUGAGCAAGAAUUCCACGAUACAGUAGAAGAGCCUUUCAAUUUCACUCGGCAACGUCAACACCAACUUGAAAAAAAUAACACAGUGGAUAUUACAAAACCUAAUGACGACAUUGCAAAUAAUCAAUCAAUUUGUUGCGUUUAG
Saccharomyces cerevisiae S288C is the source of this 1254-nucleotide messenger RNA. It is a transcript of the gene YPT11, whose product is annotated as Rab family GTPase YPT11. The record is from RefSeq and is marked reviewed. Gene Ontology annotation, molecular function: GTPase activity; GTP binding. Gene Ontology annotation, cellular component: endoplasmic reticulum membrane; cellular bud tip; cellular bud neck. NCBI's taxonomy places the organism in Eukaryota, Fungi, Ascomycota, Saccharomycetes, Saccharomycetales, Saccharomycetaceae. The transcript has a single exon. Bases 1 to 1254 code for a protein of 417 amino acids.